Molecule: messenger RNA, 282 nt
Organism: Sceloporus undulatus (fence lizard)
Lineage: Eukaryota; Metazoa; Chordata; Lepidosauria; Squamata; Phrynosomatidae
Gene: HIGD1B
Product: HIG1 hypoxia inducible domain family member 1B
Exons: 3
Coding region: 4-282 (92 amino acids)
Biological process (GO): mitochondrial respirasome assembly
Cellular component (GO): mitochondrion
Source: RefSeq, a predicted model, not a curated record
CCAAUGUCGACAGAUAAAAGCAGCUGGAUUCCAGAACACGAAACUACAGCGGGUACUAAACUUCUACAAAAGGCACGGAAGAGCCCUUUGGUGCCAAUUGGUAUGAUGGGGUUUGUUGUUGUGGCAGCCUAUGGGCUUUACCGACUGAAAGGAAGAGGGAACAUGAAGAUGUCUGUCCACCUGAUUCAUACCCGAGUAGCGGCCCAGGCCUGCCUAGUUGGAGCUGUAACCCUUGGCGCUGUCUACAGCAUGUACAAAGACCACUUUCUGAAACAGAAAUAG